This is a messenger RNA of Rhodamnia argentea, 1331 nucleotides long. RefSeq names its product transcription factor MYB20-like. The record is from RefSeq and is a predicted model, not a curated record. The transcript has 3 exons. Lineage: Eukaryota; Viridiplantae; Streptophyta; Magnoliopsida; Myrtales; Myrtaceae. Bases 192 to 1100 code for a protein of 302 amino acids.
UCUCUCCCUCUCUGGAAUCUCUCUGAGGGUGUUUGCUUGGUGGCCUUAGUUUUUCAAGUAUUGCUUGGAGUUGCAUAGAAACAAAAGGGUGUGGUGAGGAGGGGUUGGUGAGAGAAUAGAGCUUUGUCUCUUGUUUUCUUGUUUUUGGUUCUUGGUGGGUGAUCGGAGAGAGAGAAAGGGAGAGCCAAAGAAUGGGAAGACAACCGUGCUGUGACAAAGUGGGAUUGAAGAAAGGGCCAUGGACAGCUGAGGAGGACAAGAAGCUCAUCAACUUCAUCCUCACCCAUGGCCAAUGCUGUUGGCGGGCUGUUCCCAAGCUUGCUGGACUGCUGAGGUGUGGCAAGAGUUGCAGGCUGAGGUGGACCAAUUACCUGAGGCCAGACUUGAAGAGAGGGCUUUUGUCCGAGUAUGAAGAGAAGAUGGUCAUUGAUCUCCAUGCGCAACUGGGCAACAGAUGGUCGAAAAUAGCAUCUCACCUCCCGGGAAGAACAGACAACGAGAUCAAGAAUCACUGGAACACCCACAUCAAGAAGAAGCUCAAGAAGAUGGGCAUCGAUCCUCUCACUCACAAGCCAUUAGUCGCCGGCAACACAACCGAUCAACAACCCCCGCAAACAACCCAGACCCAUCACCAUGAAUCGACUGAUCAAGAACCAACCUUAUCGUCAUCCACCAUAGAUGCUUCGUCCCAGACAGAUCACAACAAGGUCGAUCUCGAGUCGCCACCGGCCUCGACAGGGUCUAAAGAAGAAGAAGAAGAAGAAAGAAGCACAUUCGAUGAUGCAAUGGAGGCCAUCAACAGCUUCCUCUGCUCAGACGAUGUCCCACUCAUUGACCCAUCUCAGAUCUUAGUCCCUUCUUCUUCUUCUUCGUCGGCUUCUUCGUACUCAACUUCACCAUCAUCUUCGUGGGAGGAGAGCAACAUAUUCGAGCACCUGCAGUUGCCGAUCAUGGACUGGCCUCAUGGCGAUUUCGGCGAAUAUAACAACAGCAACGACAAUUUGAGUUUUUGGGACGAUGAAGACUUCAGCUGGCACAUGUUAAUCGAUGCUGAUCCUGUUUUGGACCAAACGUCUCAUUCGUACGAUGGACUCUUGUGAUCGGAGAUUCGGUGGUGUAAAUACGCGUUGCUCUAAAAUACAGUUACCAGCAGACUAAAUAAAAAGUGUUGAGAACCGGGGAAAAACCCUCAUCUCUAAAGAUUUGUAGCAAAUUUUCAGAUUUUCAUUUUUUUUUUUUUUUGUGGUGGGGGGGGGUUGGGGCACUUUUGCCUUUUUAAAGCAUUUCACUUCUAUGAAAGAAAAUGAAUAAAUGAGAGAGUUUAUGUGGAC